AUGAAGACAUGCUAUUACGAACUUCUUGGGGUUGAAGCGACUGCAACAGAUUCUGAGCUCAAGAAGGCGUAUAGAAAAAAAGCUCUUCAGUUGCAUCCAGAUAAGAACCCUCAUGAUACAGAAGGUGCAAAUGCCAGAUUUGCCCUUGUCAGAUCUGCCUACGAGGUCUUAUCUGACCCGCAAGAAAGAUCCUGGUAUGACGCCCACAAGUCUCAAAUUCUACGUGAUGAGGAUGAUUUUUCUGCUUCAGAUGCCCCAGAGGAAAUGGUAAUCCCCAGUAUAUCAGUGCAAGAGCUUCUACGGUAUUUCAAUCCAUCCCUCUUUGCCCAAAUAGACAAUUCCCUAUCUGGAAUGUACAAUGUUGCUGGUCGUUUAUUCGAAAGAUUGGCUGCGGAAGAGGUCACGCAUGGGAAGUAUCAAAGACUCCCGAAAUUCGAUCUGUACAUGGAUGAUUCUGCCAACGUCAAUGCUCUUGAUGAGAAUGUCCUCUUGUAUCCCAGAUUUGGUAACUCGCAUACAGACUAUGCCAAUGUCAUCAGAAAUUUCUAUAAUACUUGGAGCAAUUUUCUGACUGUAAAGAGCUUCAAUUGGGUAGAUGAAUAUCGAUAUUCUGCUGCGCCUGACAGACGAACGCGACGUUUGAUGGAAAAGGAGAAUAAGAGAGCUAGAGAUGCAGCUCGAAAGGAAUAUAAUGAAACGGUAAGAAAAUUUGUUGGUUUCAUUAAGAAGAGAGACCCUCGAGUGAAAAAGGGUGCUGACCAGAUAGAAAGUAAUCGAAAGAGAAUGCAAAGAGAGAAUUUGGAGAGACAAGCUAAGGAACAGAAGAUCCAAAGAAUGGCUGAGAUUAGUAACCACACUGUUCAGGACUGGCAAGAAAUGGAUUUGCAAGAGUUGGAAGAACUCGAGGCAAUGUUGCGUGAAGAAUACAAUUUUGAAUCUGACGAGACCACAGACAGUGAAUUUGAUGAAUUUGAAGAUAACAUUAAUGAAAAUUACUACGAAUGUUUUGUGUGCAACAAAAAUUUCAAAUCCAAAAACCAGUUUGAAACGCAUGAGAAUUCAAAAAAGCACAAAGAAAUGGUAGAGUUAUUGAAAGAAGAAAUGCGUCAAGAGGGUAUUGAGUUGGGUAUUGAUAAAGAUGACAUUGAUCUUUCUGAGUUUGAAACCGCCAGCAGUGGGGAGUCAGGGAAUGAAAGCACGAAUAUGCCUAAUGAAGAAAUUAGCUCCAAUGUUGACGAGCUGAAAGAAAGCUUCGAUGUUGUCGAGGAUGAAGAGAAGAAUUGGAGCUCUUAUGAAGUCGACGAUGUUAUUGAGAGUGGAGAAAGCGAAAAUGAGCAGAUAGUUGAGAGCGUCAAGAAGAACAAAAAGAACAAAAUCAAGAAGAAGGGGCCAGCAAAUAUCGAGAAAGAUUUGGAAGACAAUGGCAAUAUCUUGGAUGAUGAACUUGAAAAGAUUGUGAACGGAAUUAGCUUAGAGGAUAGCGAUGACGAUUGGGCUAACGAUAAAAAGAAGAAAAAGAAACCGAAGAAGAGGUCAGAAGCCAGUAAGCUGCCCUCUGUCACUGAGCUUCCCUUGGAUGAUAAAGCUGAGAAAGCUAUGCCUGCGAAAGUUCCAAACGGCUCCGAAAGAUGUGAAGUGUGUAAGGAGAUUUUCACAUCAAGAAACAAACUUUUCCACCACGUCAAAAAAUCAGGACACGCCGCUCCGAUCUCAGAUAUUAAGAAGAAAGGGAAGAAAAAGCGUUAA
Messenger RNA from Clavispora lusitaniae ATCC 42720, 1746 nucleotides. RefSeq lists its product as uncharacterized. The record is from RefSeq and is a predicted model, not a curated record. Gene Ontology annotation, molecular function: zinc ion binding; nucleic acid binding. Gene Ontology annotation, cellular component: cytoplasm. Lineage: Eukaryota; Fungi; Ascomycota; Pichiomycetes; Serinales; Metschnikowiaceae.